Messenger RNA from Rasamsonia emersonii CBS 393.64, 1248 nucleotides. RefSeq lists its product as uncharacterized. Lineage: Eukaryota; Fungi; Ascomycota; Eurotiomycetes; Eurotiales; Trichocomaceae. Gene Ontology annotation, biological process: regulation of exit from mitosis; maintenance of rDNA. The transcript is spliced from 2 exons. The record is from RefSeq and is a predicted model, not a curated record. The coding region runs from base 1 to 1248 and encodes 415 amino acids.
AUGCCCCGACUCGUGCGCCGCCAACCGCUCUUCGAGCGCAUCAAGGCCUACCUGAAUCCCUUGGAUUUCCUCCUCUGGGUGUCCGAAGAAAUCGACUCGAGCGACUGGGAUCAGCUCGAGAAGGACUGGGCUGUGCCUCUGGGCAUCGGCCUCAAUGUCGUCUUUCUGAUUGCGCGAGCGAACAGCGGGAGGAGAGUCAGUCGUGCGGAAGAUGAUAUUUUCGGCGACGACAGCGGCGGGGUGUCGUGGGUAAACUGGUUUGUUGCCUCGCCUCCAAUGUCCUCCUCUCCACUACGAUACCUCUCUAACGUCCUGUCGGGCGAGACUGCGGAAUCGCGGAGGCAUCCGGAUCCCCAACGCGAUGUCUGGGAAAUCGCUGUGUGGGAUCCCUUCCCGCUAUCACUGCGUCUGUUCUGCUCGUUCAGCCCCGGCCACAUCCUCAUCUACUGGCUAUUUCUCCCGAUCCUGCCGUCUGAUCCUCGACCCAGUGUAACAGUAGUCACAACCAUCGUUCUGGUGACUCUCCUGACCGUUCAGAUGUCCUUUCUGUCCUCCUCGUUCGCUCGUCAAGCCAAAGACAACACUCUGGUGCACAAGGAGGUGCUGCACGAAUACGAUACGAAAUUUGUUCAACCCCGCAUGCAUCCGCUCAUGCGGGAUGUAGGGGUCCAAUUCUCCGAAGAACACGCUCAUCACCCCGGUUCUGACAUGAAGUACAACGAGGUUGAGCUCCACACCCCUACGCAUGUCAUCAACCGCGGUUUCAAGACGAGUCCCAAUCCCAAUUACAUCGGCCAUGUCGACCCUGACUCCGCGUCCAAGCCGAUCUUUUCCCCCACACGGCGGCAAUCGUUUUUUAUGCCGUCCCCAGGACCAGCGCAGCAAUCCGGGACUCAAACCCCUAGUCAUCUGCGUGAUUCCUCACCCCUUGUCCAAGCUCCGGGAUCCAUUCGACAACCCCAGUUCAGGCCGCCUACGACCGGUUCAGGAGAUGGCGGCAGUCUUGGUGUCUAUUCGCACGCCAAUUCGCCGUUAAGAAAAUCGGCGUCAGUGAACUUUGACUCCCGAAAUCAACACACGGGAGACUUUAACUUCCGUGACAGGAUUUCUAGCCCUGUCAAGAGACAGUCGAGUCCUUUGAAAAGGAGUAGUGUUCCAGGAGGAGUGAGCCCUGCGGCAGUGGCACAGAGAUGGAACAAUCUGUCCGCUGACGUGCGCGACAACCGCCGUGACAGUGGACGAUUCUAG